Messenger RNA from Thrips palmi, 2293 nucleotides. RefSeq names its product tetraspanin-5 (gene Tsp26A). Gene Ontology annotation, cellular component: membrane. The transcript has 11 exons. Lineage: Eukaryota; Metazoa; Arthropoda; Insecta; Thysanoptera; Thripidae. The record is from RefSeq and is a predicted model, not a curated record. Gene Ontology annotation, biological process: protein localization to plasma membrane; protein maturation. The coding region runs from base 153 to 1157 and encodes 334 amino acids.
CUCCCAUACGCGAGAAUUUUUUUAUUUCGACGAGCUGUUUGCUAAACAAGUGAAGAUGCGUGCAGAAAGUUUGUAGGUGUCAUGGCUGCCACAGGUUGGAGAGGAGAAUGAACUGGAGCUGAUCGUGGGUGUGUUGGGGCCCCGACACAACCAUGCCCGCUGCACAGAACGCUGAGCGGGCUGCUCGCAAGCACCCGAGGCCCCAGACAACUGUGCGAGAACCAAGCGAAAUUAGCUGCUGUCUUAAAUAUGUCAUUUUCGGGACCAACGUCUUGUUCUGGAUUUUUGGCCUCUGUAUUUUGACUAUUGGCAUUUGGGCCUGGAGUGAAAAGGACACAUUCAACAACCUCGGCCGACUCACUAACAUCGCAUUGGAUCCAGCGUUUGUGCUCAUUCUUGUCGGUACACUCACAUUUAUUAUAGGCUUCACUGGAUGUGUUGGAGCUCUACGGGAAAAUACGUGUCUUUUAUUAGGGUAUGCCAUCAUUCUUGCUUUGCUACUUCUAGCAGAGAUGACUGUAGGCAUUUUGGGAUUUGUUUUUAAAGAUUGGAUCAAAGCACAAGCAACUGGAGGUUUCCAAGCCUUUAUUGUGCACUAUAGAGAGGAUCCAGAUCAGCAAAACCUUAUUGAUUGGAUCCAAGAAGACUGGCUCCAGUGCUGUGGGAUUGAAGGUCCCAAAGACUGGGAUCGGAACAAUUACUUUAACUGUUCUUCCCGUGAAGUGGGUAGCAGAGAAGCGUGUGGGGUCCCAUUCUCAUGCUGUCGAAGAAGACCCAAUGAAAUCAUUAAGAAUAAACAAUGCGGCUAUGAUGUGCGGAAACCUGGCUAUUUGUCUCAGGGGUCACAGCAUAUUCAAUCACCAUCAGAUUGGCAAAUAUUUGAGCGUGGAUGUUUACGAGCUGGGGAAGAAUGGAUGGAAGCCAAUUUAAUUCGUGUCGCGAUUACAGGCAUGACUGUUGGAAUCUGUCAGAAUUAUGACGUUGCGAAAAUUAUCUACGAGAAAGGUUGCAUUCAAGCGGGUGAAGAAUGGGUUGAGCGGAACCUCCUGCUCCUGGCUUGUGCAGCUGUCAUCAUAGCCUUUGUGCAGGUUUUGGGCAUUUGUUUUGCUCAACAUCUUCGAAGUGAUAUAUGGGCUCAAAAAGCAAAAUGGCAUUGACAAUUGCAGGCCUCUACUGCGGUGUAGCAGAUGGGGCCAGUAAUUUGAUGCAUGUGUGAUAAGACUCAGGUCAGUGCAAUUGAUAUUACGGAUGAUACUACAGAUGCUGCUCCAAUGAAGAAAUCAGAACUUCUCUCUUAAUUUCUAAUUAACGUUUCGAACUGGUGCUAAAACUAUAUUUAGCUUGUAUGUACUUAACUCAAAGCUGACAUAGGCUGCAUGUCUUCUUUGACCCUCAGCCGACGAAUCGGUUUUGGUUUGUGAUAAUGAACUUUAUUCAUAACUUCUUAAUUGUCUUCCUUGACUUUAUUAACAUGGAGACUUUUCCAUUAAAACUAUAAAUCUAUAGUGUAAGUGGGAUAAUGUGUGAGAUAUAUUUAAAUCUGUGUGUGCCACUUCGCCACAUCUUAUGAAGAUUCCAAUGCUUCUCAUGUCAUGUAGUUGAUGUUGAGUGUACAUGUACAUAUUGUAGUGUAGCUUCAUUUAUUUAUUAUUUAAAGUGACAAUAGUUUGCUUUGUAAAUUGAAACAUCAUGAUUCAGGACUUAAUUGAUCUAAGUGGAAAACUCUUUGUGGUUAUGGCUUUGUGGCUUAAAAUCUCAAUAGAUGUAAUCAGAGUUAUACCUUUAUCUAUGAAUUUAUCUAUCUCUAACACCUCUGUGUAAUGAGUGCUUGAUACUUAUGUUGUACUAAAUCGCUGUGAUAAAUUAGGAUGCAUAUGAGAGUAGGAUUUUGUGAAUUGGUUGGGGAACGUAAAAUUUAUUGAGCGGGGAUCCAGAGCCAGAGAUUAAUUUAUGAUGACUUAACAUUGAUGGCAAAGUGAAAGUUUUUUCUUUUUUGUUCUGUUUACACAAAAGCCAAUUGUUGUUUAAGUGGAGUUUGCAAAAAACUUUUCAACAUUUCAUGUUUAUCUCUCUAUUGUUCUAUGUAAGUUUGUUUUUAUAUUACAAAAAAUAUGAUAGAAGGUAAAGAUUUUCUGCAGCUCUAGUAUAUCAGAAUCUCAUUCCCUGUUUGUAUUUUUUUUCCUGUACAACUGUGAUGAAAUUUUUAUCCAUGCCUAAUGUUAUAACACUUACAGUAUUUUUAUUGUUAAAAAACAUCCUUCAAGGAAUAAAUUAUAUUAUGUGCUGAUUUUUA